CAGCAUUGUUGUUAGUAUAUAAAUCCCUCGCCGCGAAGAAGAAGGUGGCUUUCCUGAAAGCCCAGCGUUAAGGAGAGACUGGACUUUCGUCAACAAGCGCUCGGAAUGGCGACUUCAAAUGUUGUACCCAAAAUAUAUAGUGGCGUGAUCGAAGAAGUGAUCAAGAAUGUGCGAGACAGUUUCUUGAACGAAGGGGUCGAUGAACAAGUCCUUCAAGAAUUAAAACAGAUUUGGGAAAGUAAGCUCCUUCAGUCGAGAGCUGUAGAUUGGAUGCCAGCAGAGGGUCACCAGGUGACCAGACCACACCAGUACACUUACCCUCAUGGUCCACCUAUUAACCGGCAAGUUCAGGAACCUAGAGAAGUAAAUAUUGCUCCUGCAGCUGUAACUGUACCUGAAGCUGCAACUCCCCAGCAAGCAGCCAGUGGACACACAGCUAUAUUGUACCCAUCAACUCAUGCUCAUGCACUUAGUCAAAUGACAGCUGCAGCUUCAGCAGCAACAAUGGCCAUUCCUGAAAACCUGUCCCAAAUUCAGCAAGGUAGUACAUAUGUAUAUCCCACCGUGAGGACAAUACACUCAACACCACAAGUUGGAAACCUUCAACAGCAAGUUAUAAAUGCUACACAACCUCGCACAAUUACUGGAACUCAACAAGUCAUUCAUGCACAACCCCAAACUGCAAUUGUCCAUGGCGCUCAGACAUCUGCAGCCAGAGUCCCACAGCAGGUUAUCCAAAUGGCUCAGUUACCGACAGGAAAUAAACAUCCUUCAGGGGUACCAGUCAUUCAAGUUGAUGGGGCUAAUGAUAGUGACAGUGAUGAUGAUGACGACGAUGAUGAUGAUGACGACGACGAAGACAAAAAAGACAAAUCUCAAGAUGGAGGAGAAGAAGGAGCUGAAUUAGAAGACGAGGAUCCUCUUAAUUCAGAUGAUGACGUGUCUGAUGAUGAUCCUACGGACUUGUUUGACACAGAUAACGUUGUCGUGUGUCAGUUUGAUAAGAUUGCGCGCUCGCGAAACAAGUGGAAGUUCCACCUGAAAGACGGAAUUAUGAAUCUGAAAGGAAAGGACUACGUGUUCCAAAAGGCAAAUGGUGAAGCAGAAUGGUAGCCUAUAUGAUGGGCGUUAGUUAUCAUUAAUUGUUAAAAAAGAUCAAAAGUGUAAAAAUAGAAGAGGAAAAUUUUUAAGAGAUUCCAAUAACAUGAAAACUCGUUCAAUCAUUUCUGUUCCAUUUGACAUCUGAAUUGAUGGCUCGUUUACAUUGUCGUCUGAACGUGUGUGAGUGGAAAUUAUGCAAACAUUAUGAAUUUGUGUUUUGUUCAUGUUCUUGUACACUUAGUCUACACUACUCAAUUGUUAAAGGACGCCUGCUGCUUAAGAUCUCCGUGCUGUUUGGAUUUUCGCAGCAAACAAAAGUAAAAGCUUAUUCUUAAGAGGAGAAUCGUUAUUUGUAAAAAUUGUAACGUCAUCAUAUCGAUAUCUUUGAGACAGCGAGAAAAAUCACCGCCAUUGUGAAAGAAACUAUCAAAUAUUGAUUCGGUGAGAAAGAAAAACACCUGCAUGGAAAAGAAAAUAGUCCAAAAAGAAACGAGAAAGUUAAGGAUGGAGACGAUUUACUUGGACUGUGGAUGACGACUUUGACAAACUUGGGCUUGAGCGAGUGAGAGGUCACAGGAAGAGAAAGAGCCUGUGAAGGAGGAUGGAGGAAUUUAGGAUACUAGAGACUAGUUUUAAAAUGUCCCUAACCAUGAUUUAAAGUCAUCGUUAUAAAAAAGAUAUGUCUAUAGAUAUGUGUAGUUAAACAAAAAUAAAUGAUGAAUAAUAGAG
This is a messenger RNA of Pocillopora damicornis (cauliflower coral), 1830 nucleotides long. Its product is annotated as transcription initiation factor IIA subunit 1. Lineage: Eukaryota; Metazoa; Cnidaria; Anthozoa; Scleractinia; Pocilloporidae. Gene Ontology annotation, biological process: transcription by RNA polymerase II; transcription initiation at RNA polymerase II promoter. The record is from RefSeq and is a predicted model, not a curated record. Gene Ontology annotation, cellular component: transcription factor TFIIA complex.